Messenger RNA from Notothenia coriiceps (black rockcod), 1017 nucleotides. RefSeq names its product renin binding protein (gene renbp). Gene Ontology annotation, biological process: carbohydrate metabolic process. NCBI's taxonomy places the organism in Eukaryota, Metazoa, Chordata, Actinopteri, Perciformes, Nototheniidae. The record is from RefSeq and is a predicted model, not a curated record. The transcript is spliced from 8 exons. The annotation marks the transcript as partial. Gene Ontology annotation, molecular function: isomerase activity.
ACCGUCAGAGAACACACACACACGCGCGCGCACACACACACACACUUUGUACUGUAUGCUCCACAGCAGUCUGUCUCUUCACUACCCGAAGGAGCCAUGUCUGCAGUGAAGCUGGAGGAGUUUCGAGAGCGGAUUCGUAAAGAACUGGACACCACAGUGGACUUCUGGCUCCAACACUCUCACGACCCUUUGCAUGGAGGCUUCUUCACCUGUUUGGGGAGGGAUGGGGAGGUUUAUGAUGAGCUGAAGUACGUCUGGCUGCAGGGGAGACAGGUGUGGAUGUAUUGUCGUCUGUACAGAACAAUGGAUCGCUUCCAUAGGCCUGAAAUCCUUGAAGCAGCAAAAGCAGGAGGAGCAUUCCUGAGGAGGUUCACUCGUGUCCCCGGCGCCGGUAGUGGCCAGUGGAAGUGUGCCUUCUCCUUAACUAGAGACGGAAAAGCAGUGAAGAUUCAGAGGACUAUUUUCAGCGAGUGCUUCUACAUUUUGGCCAUGGACGAACUGAGCAGGGUUACUGGGGACAAGGACAUGCAGCUGGAGGCUGAGCAGAUGAUGGAGCAGCUGAUCAGCUGGGUGCGGGAGGACCCGGCAGGCCUGGGCCGGCCCCAGCUUCCUGGAGACGUCCCCACCAACAGUAUGGCAGUUCCCAUGAUGCUGUUGUGUCUGGUGCAGCAGCUCACUGAAGGCGGGGGGGCAGAGGUCGUUCAGAAGUACACAGAGCUGGCCAGCUGGUGUGUGCAGCAGAUUCUACAACACAUCCAGAGAAGUGGCACAGCUAUUUUAGAGAAUGUGUCUGUGGAUGGAGCAGAGCUACCAGGGUGCCAGGGCCGGCUGCAGAACCCAGGCCACGCCCUUGAGGCCGGCUGGUUCCUGCUCCAGGUCAGCGCCCAGCAGAAGGACGAGGCUCUCCAGAGGACGGCCAUCGACAAGUUCAUGGAGCUCCCCUAUCAGAACGGCUGGGAUAAAGAGCAUGGCGGCCUCUUCUACUUCCUGGAUGUUGAUGGUCACUGCCCCACACAG